Molecule: messenger RNA, 1013 nt
Organism: Sinocyclocheilus rhinocerous
Lineage: Eukaryota; Metazoa; Chordata; Actinopteri; Cypriniformes; Cyprinidae
Gene: rx3
Product: retinal homeobox gene 3
Exons: 3
Biological process (GO): positive regulation of transcription by RNA polymerase II
Molecular function (GO): DNA-binding transcription factor activity, RNA polymerase II-specific; RNA polymerase II cis-regulatory region sequence-specific DNA binding
Source: RefSeq, a predicted model, not a curated record
UGGAGAAAGUUGCUUCUGCUGGGACAGCCUAGAUUAUUGGAAAUAGAGUGUAUUGCAUAGGAAAUAGGCUAGAAAACAGGGGAAAUCCUUAGUACUUUCUUUUUUUUCCUGAAACAAAACGUUCGAUGAGGCUUGUUGGAUCCCAGUCCCAAGAUAUGGAAGAGCGUCUCUCCCCAUCCGCGCGCUUGGUUCGCAGUCCUGGAUCCCAAACGAGGAUCCACAGCAUUGAAUCCAUUUUGGGAUUUAAAGGAGAGAAUAUCUUCCACACGGCUUUUUCUUAUGGAUCUGGGAAGCCGGUCAAAGACGCUGAGCUUUUGUCUCCCCCCAAAAAGGACUCCAAUAACUCCAAAAACUUUGAAGGUGUCUGUAGAUCCUCCGUCAUGGUCAGUCCGGAUCUGCCGGAUGCGGAUGGUGGUAAAUUAUCGGAUGAUGAAAAUCCUAAGAAAAAGCACCGGCGGAACCGGACCACGUUCACAACCUUUCAGCUGCACGAGCUCGAGAGAGCGUUUGAGAAGUCGCAUUAUCCUGACGUGUACAGCAGAGAGGAGCUCGCGCUCAAGGUCAGCCUGCCAGAAGUUCGAGUGCAGGUGUGGUUCCAAAACCGCCGUGCAAAGUGGCGACGUCAGGAGAAACUGGAGGUGAGCUCCAUCAAGCUGCAGGAGUCCUCCAUGCUGUCCAUCCCAAGAUCGGGGCCGCUGUCUCUGGGUAGCGGUCUGCCGUUAGAGCCCUGGCUUACUGGACCGAUCACCUCCUCCAGCUCUCCCCUGCAGUCCCUGCCCAGCUUCAUCACCCCUCAGCAGGGAGUACCAGCCAGCUACACCCCUCCACAGUUUCUCAGUUCAACUACACUCAACCACCCUCUGCCCCAUAUAGGGGCGGUGUGCCCCCCUCCACCAACGUAUCAGUGCUCAGGCUUUAUGGAUAAAUUUUCACUAGAAGAGGCAGACCCACGAAACACAAGUAUCGCCUCGCUAAGAAUGAAAGCAAAGGAACACAUCCAGUCUAUAGGGAAG